This is a messenger RNA of Antrostomus carolinensis (chuck-will's-widow), 840 nucleotides long. RefSeq names its product potassium-transporting ATPase alpha chain 1. NCBI's taxonomy places the organism in Eukaryota, Metazoa, Chordata, Aves, Caprimulgiformes, Caprimulgidae. Gene Ontology annotation, molecular function: P-type sodium:potassium-exchanging transporter activity; P-type potassium:proton transporter activity; ATP hydrolysis activity. The annotation marks the transcript as partial. Gene Ontology annotation, biological process: proton transmembrane transport; intracellular sodium ion homeostasis; potassium ion import across plasma membrane. The transcript has 5 exons. The record is from RefSeq and is a predicted model, not a curated record. Gene Ontology annotation, cellular component: plasma membrane.
GGCCUGGUGGAGGCGGUGGCAGCUGAGCGGCUGCUGCGGGAUGGUCCCAACGAGCUCCGUCCUCCUCGGGGGACCCCUGAAUGCGUCAAGUUUGGGCGACAGUUGGCCGGGGGCCUCCAGUGCCUGAUGUGGGUGGCGGCGGCCAUUUGCCUCAUCGCCUACGGUGUCCAGGAGGGAGAGGGUGACCGUGGCAGCUCCGACAACCUGUAUCUCGCCAUCGCCCUCAUCGCCGUCGUCGUGGUCACCGGUUGCUUUGGUUACUACCAAGAGUUCAAGAGCACCAACAUCAUCGCCAGCUUUAAGAACCUCGUUCCUCAGCAAGCCACGGUGAUCCGGGAAGGGGACAAACUACAGAUCAACGCCAACGAGUUGGUGGUCGGUGACCUGGUGGAGAUCAAAGGUGGAGAUCGAGUUCCUGCAGACAUCCGGAUCAUCUCAGCUCAAGGUUGCAAGGUGGACAACUCAUCGUUGACGGGAGAGUCGGAGCCUCAAACGCGCUCACCUGAGUGCACCCAUGAUUCACCCUUGGAGACCCGCAACAUCGCCUUCUUCUCCACCAUGUGCCUUGAAGGGACAGCCAUGGGGUUGGUGAUCAACACGGGUGACCGGACCAUCAUUGGACGCAUCGCCAGCUUGGCCUCAGGUGUGGAGAACGAGAAGACACCCAUCGCCAUCGAGAUAGAGCACUUUGUUGACAUCAUCGCCGGCCUCGCCAUCUUCUUCGGGGCCACCUUCUUCGUGGUGGCCAUGGUCAUUGGCUACCCCUUUCUCCGUGCCAUGGUCUUCUUCAUGGCCAUCGUCGUGGCCUACGUCCCUGAGGGGCUGCUGGCCACUGUCACG